Fimicolochytrium jonesii is the source of this 1264-nucleotide messenger RNA. RefSeq names its product Homocysteine S-methyltransferase ybgG. The transcript has 3 exons. The record is from RefSeq and is a predicted model, not a curated record. Gene Ontology annotation, biological process: S-methylmethionine cycle. Lineage: Eukaryota; Fungi; Chytridiomycota; Chytridiomycetes; Spizellomycetales; Powellomycetaceae. Gene Ontology annotation, molecular function: S-adenosylmethionine-homocysteine S-methyltransferase activity; zinc ion binding. The coding region runs from base 87 to 1088 and encodes 333 amino acids.
CGCGUCAUGGGCAGAAAAGCAGCAGGGAAGUUAUCCCAGAAACCAGCCCCAUUGCCCGAAACACCCGAUCGCACAAGUGACCCACAAUGGCAGUUGAAAACCCAUUCACCCGCUUCGGAGGCCGUCCCGUCAUUCUGGACGGCGGCCUCGCGACCGACCUCGAAACCCACUUCGGGAAGGAUCUGUCGGGAGGUCUAUGGAGCGCAAAGCUUUUGAGGGAAGACCAGGAAUCCAUCAAGGCUGUGCAUAGGCGGUACUUUGAUGCUGGGGCUGACGUAGCAACAACAUCCUCCUACCAAGCCUCUCUCGAAGGCUUUGCAUCAGUCGGCAUCUCCCACACAGAUGCCCUGCGCCUAAUGCGUCUCUCCAUAACUCUCGCCAUCGACGCUCGGUCAGAACACAUGGCAAAUCGCCCAUUAAAGGAUACACGGCCACUCCCGCUUAUCGCAGCCUCGGUCGGUUGUUACGCUACCUUACUGGCGGAUGGGAGCGAGUAUACAGGGAUCUAUCCGGCUGAUGUCACGGAGGAAACGAUCUCCGCGUUUCAUAUCUCGAGGGUCAUGGCACUCCUAGGGAGUGAAUCCCCCACAUCGACUACACAACACCACCAACCAGACAUAAUAGCCUUCGAAACCAUCCCCUCCCUCCUCGAAGCCCGCGCCCUCGCCCUCGCCUGCUCCACCCAUCCCAUCCUCUCCACAUUCCCCUCCUGGGUCACAUUCACCUGCCAACCAAACGGUCGCGUCGCCCACGGUGAAAAGCUCGCAGACUGCAUCGCGGCCCUGGACAUCGCGCCUUCCAUCGUCGCCGUCGGGAUCAACUGCACUGACCCUGCCCUCUGCGAGGAUCUCGUGCGCAUCGCCGCGACUGCUGCAAAGGGACGGACGGUGAUUGUUUAUGCGAAUAGUGGAGAGGUGUAUGAUGGUGUGCGCAAGACGUGGAUCAGGAAGGAGGGCGUUGUCGGUGGGCCGGGGUGGUAUGCGGAGUGUGCGAGGAGGUGGGUUGAGGCUGGGGCGGAUGCCGUUGGUGGGUGUUGUCGGACGGGUCCGGAACAUGUUAGGGCGGUUUUUGAGGGGUUGAGGGGGUAGAGUUGAGGCGGGUGGGGGAGGUGGUUUGCGAUAACGCUAUGCUCAGGUAGAUGCGGCGUAGGUCUAGUUUUUUGGACAGCUUGAGGAAGACAAAUCAAUGGAAUGCAAGUCACUACGUUUUGCGACAGCACAUCUCUGUUCCGGGCCAGCCCUAGACUGCGAGAUGUAGACACAAU